AUGACCAACAGUCAUGAGUUGCUUAAAUUCAUUGUUAACACAAAUAUAAGCAAGGAUAAAGUCCCAGAGUCUUUUGUAGGGGAGCUCACCCAACAAUCAUCAAAAGCCUUGGGGAAACCAGCACAGUACAUAGCUGUGCACAUCAUACCUGACCAGAUGAUGUCCUUUGGGGGCUCCACUGAUCCCUGCGCGCUCUGCAGCCUCUACAGCAUCGGCAAAAUAGGAGGGCAGCAGAACAAGACUUACACCAAGAUGCUGUGUGAUCUGAUCUCAAAGCACUUGCACGUAUCUGCAGACAGGGUCUACAUCAACUACUUCGACAUGAAUGCUGCCAACGUGGGCUGGAACGGCUCCACCUUUGCGUAGAGCUCUGCUGUCUGUCUGAAGAGGCUGUUCCUGGACCUCCCCUCACCCUGCCCUGUAGCAGAGACCACGGCACAAAUGGCCCCGUGUUGCACUCUGAGCACUCUCACAGAUUGAUGGCUCCUUGCUAGUGUGUUUAAAUAUUGCUGCUUCAACAUUCCUCUGUUUUCUCUGUGUAGAAAACAAAUAAAGAUUUAGAAGUAA
Messenger RNA from Cyanistes caeruleus (blue tit), 567 nucleotides. NCBI's taxonomy places the organism in Eukaryota, Metazoa, Chordata, Aves, Passeriformes, Paridae. The record is from RefSeq and is a predicted model, not a curated record.